GGAAAACCGCUCUUCGCACGGGGAAUCACAGAGCCAUCCCCCCAAGCCGUCCCUCCUUGGUUGCCGCUUUAUAAACUAGCAGCCCGACCAUCUCCACACCACAAACCCUGCUGGACUCCAGGUUGCAUCGCUCUCCUCAGCUUUGUUCCAGCAUGCUUCGCAUUGUGACUGUCGCCGUCGUGGUGCUUGUGGUGGUGAUGGAUGCUGAGGCUGGGAGGCCUAGACCUUCUCCAAGCUGCAGGAGCUGGUGCAAAAGGCCUGGACACCCUGAAAAGAACGCUUUUUACUGCUGUGACUUCGGGAUUGGUACUGUUGGGAAACCUUUCGCAACACACCGUGGCAAGUGUCCCCACCGUCCUAUCUGUCCCGAGGGUCUGUAUACCAGGGGACCUGCUCCCACGGUAUGUGCUCACGACGGCCAGUGCUCCAAGCACGAGAAGUGCUGUGCUGAUGCCUGCCUUGAACACCACACCUGUCUGCUUGCUGACCCAUAGUGACCUGGCCCUCAAAACCUUCACGUCCUGUCCUUCUUAAUCCGAGAAAGUAGAAGGAAGAGAGAAAUCUGAGAAAUUAAGAUGAAUUUGUUAUUGUUGUUUGCUCGUUUAAUAUUUUCUCAUGUUUUGAGUUUUGAAAAAGCUCUUUUGAUGUAACGAAUGUUUUCCCUUCAAAUUAAAUCAAUAAUGGCUUUCCA
This is a messenger RNA of Scylla paramamosain (green mud crab), 691 nucleotides long. RefSeq lists its product as uncharacterized. The record is from RefSeq and is a predicted model, not a curated record. The transcript has 4 exons. Gene Ontology annotation, molecular function: peptidase inhibitor activity. Gene Ontology annotation, cellular component: extracellular region. Bases 153 to 494 code for a protein of 113 amino acids. NCBI's taxonomy places the organism in Eukaryota, Metazoa, Arthropoda, Malacostraca, Decapoda, Portunidae.